Molecule: messenger RNA, 2282 nt
Organism: Drosophila sulfurigaster albostrigata
Lineage: Eukaryota; Metazoa; Arthropoda; Insecta; Diptera; Drosophilidae
Gene: uzip
Product: protein unzipped
Exons: 6
Coding region: 290-1771 (493 amino acids)
Source: RefSeq, a predicted model, not a curated record
UGGGUCUCACUGACCGAUUGAAACUCAGUCUAAUAACAAACGAGCUUCGGUAGACGGGAAGACGUGUCCGCGGUUAAAUUGAAGUUGAAGAUUUGCGUAUAACGAAUAGCGUUUAAAUCGUCUUCGACAGCACUUUUAUUAACAAUAAGAAAUUAAACAACAAAAACUUGCAUUUGAAUAUACACAAACAAAUAAAGUCAAGGAUAUUAGAAAAUUUUUUCUGAUUAAUUGCAUUUGCAAUUUGGACAAUCGAGUCAACUCUCAUCAAACCACAGUGGGCCUAAACACAAUGAGCAGAACCAAAAACCAAACGAAACGAAGUACAAUCAGCAGAAUGACCUCCCGCUCCAAUACUGCAAUUGUAGGAUGUCUUCUGACAUUAUUGCAUUUAAUCACACCCAUGCAGUGUCUCACGCAUUCGGUGUUCACGUUCACGAAUGCUUCGACAUCCUUUGGCCAACUUGUCACCUCCAGCACCUUAGUGUGGGAGACCUAUGAGGAUCCCAAGCAGCUGCAAUUUGCCGUCGAGGGUGGCAAAUUCAUAUCGGAGGAUGAGCAUUAUCCCAUUUACGUUUGCCGUGUGGUCAUCGAUGGCGUGCCCACAUCUGGUCACACCGAGAAAGUACAACAGAAGCAUGUGUGUGUGGCAGCUCUCGCCAAGCGCAGUGUCAACCAACAUUUCGAUGUGCUGAUGAAUAAGGGACAUCUCGGCAAGAUCGCUUGGAAGCCGUGGCGAAAGUUCAAUGUGGGCAUUCCUGUGGGUGCCAUUCGCGUGGGUGACGACACCUAUGUUGCACGCCACCGGGCACAGCAUGACGCCAACGCUGGAGCACAACACGGGGCUGAUUACUAUCUGGGCCGCUUGGAGCAGGUGGGUCUUGGCAAAAUCAAGGUUGUGGAGAACGGAAUGGAGAAGUACUACGAUGAUGGUGAACUUCUCAUUGAAACGGAACCCUUCCGCUACGAGCUGCGUGACAUCAAGUUGGAUGGCGGUCGCAUCACUAUGCGCGAAAAUUCCACCGAAUUGGCUACUGGCAAACUAGAAAAUCGCGGUGACACCUACGACACCGUGGAGAUGGUGAUGAGCUACAGCUUUGACUACAUGCAGUACUGGGGAGCCCAUGACGGUGUCGCCAAGGGCUUGCCUACUAAGAUCUUUGAAAAGAAUGUUGACACUCCAGCGGAGAUCAACUGGGCCCUGAAGCAUGGCGAGAAACGGCGGGAAAAUAAAGCCGUAUACUCCAAACUCUGGCCGGGAACAGCCAUUAAUGUGACCCUGCGUGGCAACUACGUGACUCUAGAUUCGCCCUAUUCUGCCAAACUCUCUGCCUUCUACUAUGACAGCGAGAGCGUCUCACGUUUGAUCAACGCUGAGGUGCGUAAGAGCUACUUGAAGGAUGUGAAGAUGGAGUUCAGUCCAGUGUAUUGGAUUGAAAAUGGCACCGUGGUGCCGACAACAACCACUACAUCGACAACGUCAACGACGACACACGCAACUACAACCAUCAACAACGAACCUACGCCCAUCAAUGAACCACCGAAAGUGCGUAUUGAGCACAUGGGCGUGAAGCAUUCCGGACCGGACUCGCUGGAAAAAACGUUAAAUGAUGCCAACAACGAAGUCAACUCAAAUGAUGCGCCCGAAAACAUGUCCUCAAAGGAUGCAGCGUUAGCCGGCAUUGGUGUGAGCGGUCAAUCGGGAGCUACAACAAUCACCGCAGCAACAGGAGCUCUAUUCACGUAUCUAAUUGUGACGCUAAUAAAUCUGUAGAUGGGAAUCAUGCCAGGCCUUAAGAGGGCUGAGACAAGAAGGUCUCCCUAUUAGCAUAGCGUUUAAUUGUUGUUGUUGUACCUGUUGUACCCGUCUUUGAGAGCAUGUCGUGAGAUGCGAAUAGAAACCGAAACAGAAAGAUAGACAGACAUGGAAUAGAUAUAGAAUGGCAUGAAAUGAAACCGGAUCGAGGUUUGUGUGGCUCCAGUGUGUGGGUGCGUGGUUCAAUAGAUGUAUGAGGCGAAGAAGAAAAGUUGAUAUUUUUAUACUUCUCCCAUGACUGCUUCUUCAUCUAUAUAAAGCAUAUAACGUACGUAGCGAACAAAUUGAAUUUUAAGCAACAUAAAACAUUCCUAACUAGCCCUCACAAAUGAAAAAUGAAUCAAAAAAAUAUACAUAUAAAUAUAUAUAUAUAUUUCCAUAUAUAUCUUUAACAAAAAAAAAAAAAAUAUUUACAUUUUGUAAGCAGAUUUGUUUUAAUAUUUGCUUCGUCUUUUAGUUUAUUAAGAGA